Molecule: messenger RNA, 4139 nt
Organism: Fundulus heteroclitus (mummichog)
Lineage: Eukaryota; Metazoa; Chordata; Actinopteri; Cyprinodontiformes; Fundulidae
Product: potassium voltage-gated channel subfamily A member 7
Exons: 3
Coding region: 1404-2969 (521 amino acids)
Biological process (GO): potassium ion transmembrane transport; protein homooligomerization
Cellular component (GO): membrane; voltage-gated potassium channel complex
Molecular function (GO): delayed rectifier potassium channel activity; protein binding
Source: RefSeq, a predicted model, not a curated record
AAGACGAUAAAUCUUUAGCUCUCUCCACAGAUUCUUGAUCAGCUUCAGGACUCUAACUGGAUUACGUUAAGAUUACAUGUUGAUGAAAUUAAAAGAUCGCUCAAACCUUAAUAUGCCAAGGGUAUGAAUAGUUUUGGGAUCAGAAAAAUGUUCUCUGUGUAACUCUUUAGGUUUUAUCUUAGACAGUUUAUAUGGUUAUUUUCCAUGUAACGUUCCUUCAAAUAUAUUAACAUUUUUAUCCUUGUUAGCAGCUGUAUCUGAAGUUAGAAACCUGAUUUAUGGGUAACACUUAAAUCAAGCUUUGGAGGCAAAGUUUGACUCACAGACUGAAUGGGCUGAAGACCUUUAGAAAUAGAUGCUAAUGUUAAACAUAAAGACAUUUUGAGCUUCUACUGGUUGAUAAUCUCGCCAAAGACACGUGUCUCUUACCGUGCUGAGCUGUAAAUCUAUUAUAUUUGAUUUAUUUUUGUAUUUCAUGGCUCUAAUAUUGACAACAAUUUGGUAAAAUAUGAAUAUUUAUUUUGACUUAAAAACGUCAUAUAUCGCUGGAAUGUGGUAAUUUCAGCUAAAUCAAACUCAAAAUCGCACACAGGGAAAAGACAACAAUUUGGACAAAUGUUUUGUCAAUGUGAAAGACUCCAAUUCUGGUUUCUGACCAUAAUGUUGCACAUAUAUGAUCAUUAUGUAUAAAACCAAACCCAAUAAAACUUAAUCUUCCUCUCAUAUGAGUCGAGUACACGGUUCAGCAAAAUAGAGUUCAGCAAACUUCACGCUUGCAAGACGAAGUGAAGUUCAGAAUCAUCUGAAAAUCAGUGCAGAUAUUAACUCAUACACCAUUUUCUGUUUUAAAAUGAAUCAGACGGCUUUAAAAUGAACAUCAAAAACUUUGCUGUGAUUAAAAUCCGACCAGGGCCUCGUGUCGGUCCAAAGCACCAUGCUGUGCUGGGCAAUGGUGUCAUUUGAUAGGGAGGUUGAAGGUUGUCGUGCCUCAUGGCUGGAGCGGAGGGGACAGGACGGGGAGGAGGCGGAGGGCUUCACGGAGGAUCCAAUUUCAACAGGACAGCGUUCCUAAAACAUUUCGUGCUCUGAGGGACAGGGCACGAUCCUGGAUGUUCCUUGAGCAAACAACCGGAGGCAGAGGUUGUGACCAGCCUGAUCCGGGGGUCUAGCUGGACACAGCGGAUCGCCGUGCCGGCUGAACGCAGACAGCCAAGCAGGGAUUUUGUUUAUGUGACAUACAUGAUGACAGGGGGGAAGACAGACUACCUGAUGAGCAGCAGGAGGCGAAUUAUGUGAUUCUUCAUCCUCCCAUUAGUGUCUUUCAGCAGCUCUCUUUCAAAAAUAACCGGGUCCACUCUUAAGUCCAGUCGCUCUGCGAAGUCUCAGGAGAGGGGUUGGCAGGGAUGGAAAGCGGGGACCCAGAGCCAUAUGAAGAAGGAGGCAGGGGGAACGAGGGGAACACGGAAAAGGACAAGCACCUGAAGAACCAGCUCAACGUUGAGGAAAAGGGAGAGAAGGAGAACAAUGGGAGCGACAACGAGAAGAAGAGAGAGUGGCGGCGUUCCGGGCCUCUGUGCAGGAACGGCUGGGCUCUGAGUGAACGGCUGGCCAUCAACGUUUCGGGAAUGCGCUAUGAGACCCAGCUUCGCACCUUAGCCCGGUUCCCCAACUCCCUGCUCGGGGAUCCCAGGCGGAGAUCCAGGUACUUUGACCCACUUCGAAACGAGCUCUUCCUGGACCGCAACCGAGCCUGCUUUGACGCCAUCCUCUACUUCUACCAGUCAGGGGGGAGGCUCCGCAGGCCCGCUAACAUACCCCUGGACAUCUUCAUGGAAGAGCUGAUGUUUUAUGAGCUGGGAGAGGACAUCGUGAACCGCUUCAAGGAGGACGAGGGCUUCCCUAAGGAGGAGGAGAGGCCCCUGCCAUCCAAUGAGGUCCAGAGAAAACUGUGGAUGUUGUUUGAGCACCCCGAGUCCUCGUCUGGGGCGCGUAUCAUCGCCAUCAUCAGUGUGAUGGUGAUAGUAGUGUCCAUUCUCAUCUUCUGCCUGGAAACCCUGCCUGACUUCAAGAAAGAGGAGUACCACUCCCCGGUCAAGAACUCUUCUGCGAACAUGCCUCCCCCACCAAGUGUUUUCAAUGACCCCUUCUUCAUGGUGGAGACCAUGUGCAUUUGCUGGUUUUCCUUUGAGCUCAUCAUGCGCUUGUCUUGCGCCCCCAGCAAGAUCAGCUUCUUUAAAGAUGUCAUGAACAUCAUCGACUUCAGCGCCAUCCUGCCCUACUUUGUCACGCUGGGAACUGAGCUGGCCAAAGAUGAUGAUACGUCUCCUACCACAUCCUUGGCCAUCAUCAGAGUCAUCAGGCUGGUGAGGGUCUUCAGGAUCUUCAAGCUGUCCAGGCAUUCAAAAGGCCUCCAGAUCCUCGGUCAGACACUGAAGGCCAGCAUGCGUGAGCUGGGCCUGCUCAUCUUCUUCCUGUUCAUUGGGGUCAUCAUCUUCUCCAGUGCCAUCUACUUUGCAGAAGCGGACCACCACUCGACAGAUUUUGUCAGCAUACCGCACGGCUUUUGGUGGGCCGUUGUCACCAUGACCACAGUGGGGUACGGCGAUAUGUACCCAGCGACGGUGUGGGGUAAAAUGGUCGGCUCCAUGUGCGCCAUUGCCGGGGUUCUCACCAUCUCGCUCCCGGUGCCCGUCAUUGUCUCCAACUUCAGCUACUUUUACCACCGAGAGACCGAAUGCGAAGAACGGACCGAGUACACGCAUGUUCAGACGUCCCUGUGGGAGGAUGAGGAGCCCGAAGGAGAGGAGACCGAGGAAGGGGACGGGGAUCCGGAUCCAGAAUUUUAUGCCAGUGAGGGAAUCUGCAACCCUCUGAACGGGACUUUGCUUGGCGGACUGUGUGCGGGCCAGACGGCCGAGUACACAGGAGGGAACAUGUAUCUGAGGGAGCCGCUAGUCACACAGGUUUAGAGAGCGGGGAUUCUUGGCACCCUUAGACAAAGACACGGGAAGUAAAUAAGCUAAUCCAUGCAAUAAAAGUGAAAGGACUCAGAAGGGACACCUGUAAACUCCAUCUGACACCUUGAGUCGGACAAUCGAAGUUAUAUACCUCCUGAAAAUCGCUGUACUGGCUUAAUAUCAUUUCUAGCCAAACAAGCCGGCUAAAUAUACCCGGAGAUAAGCCUUUUCCACAGAACAGCUCAAACAACCAACUGCUUUCUAUUCUCAGGGUCCUGGUGUAAAAAUAACUCACGCUAACAUUUAGGAAUGCUUCCAGCUUGAGAUGAAACUGACUUUCAGAAAGUAUGUGCCUUGAAAACUAUGACGUCUUAGUUAUUUUUGCCUUGAAGGUUGAAGUGCAAGCAAGAUGAUGACUGUUACGUCACACCAGAACUCAGCCAAACGGCAGUAAAACUGCCUCCGAACAAAGACUUUGGAUCUGAUCCGACUCCACAUUCUCAACGCUCCUUUGUGAAAAGUACUCAGAAACCAAGCUUGUCUGUUAUUUUAAUUAAAUGCUCUGUUUAUGUAUGUGGGUUUGCUAUUCUAUGGCAAAAGAUACCUUUAUUUUAUGCUUUAUUUAGCUUAUUGAUUUGAUUAAAGAUGUUAUUUUAUUAAUGUUCCUGACAGCUAGUGUCAUCUGUAGGCAGUUAACAUGAUUUAAAAUAUAUGAUAUUAAAUGUGUUGACAAAUAUAUUAUUCACCAACUGAUGAUUGUAUUUUUUUUUUAAAUUUUAUGUUAAUGUGAAAAUAAAUGAAUUAAUAAAUACUUUUAGGCUGCUGAUCCUGUGUUUCAUGUCUGGGGUGUUGAGAAAAAUCCCAUUAACUGCCAAAUAUUCAUCACACGGUAACGUUCCAGUAAUGUUUCUCUGUUUGACUUCAGCUCAUCAGACUUUCCGCUGCAUCACCGUGAUGAGCAGAAGGAGGUAUGCAGACUAUUGUAAUGCUGCUGGCGUAGACCGCUUUAGUUUGGCAGUUUAACAUCCCGUAAAGUCCAAACUGAUGAAAUUAGAUUUUUUCUCUUUUUUUUUUGGUGGAUGAAAUCCAGGUCCCUGCUUGCAAAAUAAGACGUCAGUGUGAUUUCCGCCAAUAUAUCAACAUGUUUUAACUGUGUGGGGAAUAAAUGCUAAUUUUCAAAUA